Molecule: messenger RNA, 2089 nt
Organism: Mytilus californianus (California mussel)
Lineage: Eukaryota; Metazoa; Mollusca; Bivalvia; Mytilida; Mytilidae
Exons: 8
Coding region: 1-1995 (664 amino acids)
Biological process (GO): intracellular signal transduction; receptor guanylyl cyclase signaling pathway; cGMP biosynthetic process
Molecular function (GO): peptide receptor activity; guanylate cyclase activity
Source: RefSeq, a predicted model, not a curated record
AUGAAUGCCUGUAAGAAAAUUCAUCCUGGUGAUGUUCGUGUCGGAAGGUCAUUGUCUAAUGCAUCCAAUCUAUCCCUGUCGCCAUCUGAACUGAACGACCAUAUUAUGGAGAUGAUAAAUGCAAGACAAGCUGCCACCAAAUGUGAUGCCGUUUGCAGAGGAAACCCUAUAACUGAUGCUGGAAAACGAAAACAGAUGAUAAAGAUGUUGUCUGUUGUGCUGAUACCAGUAUUGGUUAUCACAGGAAUGACGGCGAACACAUUUGCUAUCGCAGUUGGUAACUAUAUAAGCUCGUCCAAUGUUCGGCAGUUACUCGUGUUUAGUAUAGAAUUAGGGGCGUUGUUGCGUACAAUUCAGUUUGAACGCGAUAUGAGCGCAUUAUAUGUCAGCAAUAUAAAACCAGUGACCAAGGAUUUCUUGUUACAACGUUACCCUGAUACAGAUUUAGCAAUUCAAAAUUUAUCAAACUGGCCUAAGGGAGAUGACAUCAUAUCUGACAUGGAAACUCCAGAGCGGUUCUUGUCUUAUUUGAACGAACAUAGGUACCAAUUAGAUGUCCAUAUGCCUUCGGUUGAAAGAGAAUUAAAUUUUUAUUCGAACAUAAUUCUAGUUCUGUUGAAAUGGCUCUACGACUCCGUGAGUGAAUCAAGUACUGGUUCCGUAUGGAAAGAUGUCGUGGCAUACCAGGAAAUCAUCGUAGCCAGUGAGCUCUUUGGACGGGAACGUGCGUUAGGUGUCUCGUUCUAUGCAACAGGUGGAUUUGAAUCGAGAGAAGAGUAUCUUCUGUUUAUAGAAAACCAAGAUAGAGCUAAUGUUACAUUCGAAUCAGCAAGGUUUUAUUCACAAAUUGCAUUUGACAUUUAUAACGCUGAGUUGGCCAAGAACCCAAAUGUCAGUGUAAGAAUUGAAGAGUUCAGAAACAGAAUUAAGGCAAACAACUUUUCCAGGGAGUCUGCGUCCAUUCAGGAAGCAGAAAUGUGGUUUGACAAUAUGACUAUAUAUCAGGGAGUCCUAACGCGAACACAGAACGCACUAGCGUUGACGGUUGAUCAAAGCUUAGCCAAAGAGUCCGAGGAAGAACUCAAAAGUGUUAUUACCAUUUGUAUUGUCUUUGGGAUCAUCCUUAUUGUCUGUCCGUUGAUUGUGUUUGCAGUUUACAAUCUGACAUCUGAAAUUCAAAAAUAUUCAAUAUCCAUUGCAAAUAGAACAAAAGCUUUGAAUAAAGAAAAGAAAAGAACAGACAUGCUACUCUACCAACUGUUACCACAAUCUGUAGCAGAAAUGUUGAAGAAAGGCGAACAAGUGGAUGCUGAACAGUACAACGAGUCCACUAUGUUUUUCAGUGACGUAGUGGGAUUCACAUCCAUAUCUGCAGCGAGUUCACCCCUACAAGUUGUCGACAUGUUGAAUUCAUUGUAUUUAUGUUUUGAUGAGAGGAUAGACAUUUAUGACGUAUAUAAAGUAGAAACCAUUGGCGAUGCUUACAUGGUUGUGUCGGGUGUUCCAAAGUGUAAUGGCAGACGUCAUGCUUCAGAAAUUGCAACUAUGGCCGUGGACUUACUCAGCCAUGUUAAAUGUCUAGAGGUGCCUCAUCUUCCUGGAAUCAAACUAAAAAUUCGAAUUGGAAUUCACUCGGGUCAUGUCGUAGCUGGUGUCGUGGGAACGAAGAUGCCACGAUUCUGUUUGUUUGGGCAGGCAGUAAGCAUCGCAUCUAAGAUGGAAUCAUGCGGAAAAGCUAACAAGAUUCAGCUUAGCCAGUCGACAAGAGAUCUUCUGCUUGUCAUUCGUGGAUUUGAAAUGGAGGAGAGACAAAAUGCUGAAAUAAGAAAGGAACUUAUGACUUCCUUUCCCGGGACAAAUGGUAGAACAUACUGGUUAAAUCGUGUGGAAGGAUUUCAAUAUAAAGGAGGAAUGGAAGUGAACAAUUCUGAAAACGAGGAUGAUAUUAUCUCGACAGAAAAGUCCGGAGGAUUAAAGUCCUACUUUCCUCACUAACAACACUUAUGAUACAUACCUGCUAUUGACAUUACGAAGAUUUCAGUUCCAAUAUAGAAGCAUCAUCAUUGGUAGUUAUUUCAACGCAAAGACA